Acanthosepion pharaonis is the source of this 723-nucleotide messenger RNA. NCBI's taxonomy places the organism in Eukaryota, Metazoa, Mollusca, Cephalopoda, Sepiida, Sepiidae. The record is from the annotation of a GenBank genome assembly.
AUGCGGACAUCUUUUAUUCUUCUUAUACUGCGGAAAUCUUUUAUUUUUCUUAUACUGCAGACAAAUUUUAUUUUCUUAUACUAUGAACAUCAUUUUUCUUAUACUGUGGGCAUCUUUUAUUUUCUUAAACUACGGAGAUCUUUUUUCAUAAACUACAGACAUCUUUUUUGUCUUAUACUAGCAUUCAUUGUACGCUUGAAUCUUCCCCUCUUUUUAUUUUUAUUUUGUUUUUGUAUAAUACAAACUUAUACAGUAUUCGUUCUCUCUUUCUUCCACAACGUUUUCCAUGCAUCCACAGCGCACGCGCAUAUAUUCCCUCCUCCACACGCUGAUUGUUCCAUACUGCUUUCCUUAGGAGAAUUAUCCGAUCAUUUCUAUCUAUCUAUCUAUCUAUCUAUCUAUCUAUCUAUCUAUCUAUCUAUCUAUUUAUCUAUCUAUCUAUCUUUCUAUUUAUCUAUCUAUCUAUCUAUCUAUCUAUCUAUCUAUCUAUCUAUCUAUCUAACUCUUUCUUUUUAUCUAUCUAUCUAUCUAUCUAUCUAUCUAUCUAUCUAUCUAUCUAUCUAUCUAUCUAAGUCUCUUUCUUUUUUUAUCUAUCUAUCUAUCUAUCUAUCUAUCUAUCUAUCUAUCUAUCUAUGCAAUCCAGUUUUAAUGUUAAAGUCAUUUUUUCAUCUGCCAACAGGCCACAAUAAUGCAGCACAACGGACCACAAAGUCAAACCUUUAG